GUCAGUAAUCAGCAUUGUCAGUUUCUAGUAAAUAUAAUAAAAACGUAAAUAAUUUUAAUUUUUUCAAAAUAAACAAUUUGUGAUAAGAAUAUGAUUGUUUAAAUUAACCAAGAUUUUAUGUUAACAAUACAGCUAAGAAUAUUGAGUUAAUAUUUAAGAGUGAUUAGAAAAAUCUUGUCAUUAUGUUUGAAGCUCGAAGUAUCAAUGCCGAACAUAAAGAUUUAAUUCACGAUGUGGCUUAUGAUUUUUAUGGACAACGAAUGGCAACAUGUUCUAGUGAUCAAUGCGUUAAAGUGUGGGAUCAAGAUGAUUUGGGAAAUUGGCAAUUAACUGCCAACUGGAAAGCUCAUAGUGGAUCCGUUUGGAAAGUCACUUGGGCUCAUCCAGAAUUUGGGCAAGUUUUGGCUACUUGUUCUUUUGAUCGUACUGCGGCUGUUUGGGAAGAAAUAGUUGGAGAAACCACUGUACCUGGUGAAAAAGGAAUGCGACAUUGGGUUCGGCGUACAAAUUUAGUUGAUUCUCGUACAUCAGUCACAGAUGUUAAGUUUGCACCAAAAUCUUUAGGAUUAUUAUUAGCAACUUGUUCUAAUGAUGGUGUUGUUAGAAUUUACGAAGCUCCAGAUGUAAUGAAUUUGAGUCAAUGGACAUUACAACACGAAAUAUCUUGUAAAUUACCAUGUAGUUGUUUAAGUUGGAAUCCUUCAUUUAAUAGAUUACAUCCUCCAAUGCUUGCUGUUGGAAGUGAUGAUGCUAAUCCUGCUAAUGGCGGUAAAGUAUUCAUCUAUGAAUUCAGUGAGAAUACAAGACGGUGGACCAAAACAGAAACAAUUCAUUCAAUACAUGAUCCAGUUCAUGAUUUAGCAUUUUCACCAAAUUUAGGUCGUAGUUAUCAUUUACUUGGAGUUGCUACUAAAGACGUUAGAAUUAUUACAUUGACACCAGUAAUGGAUACAUCUGGUGUUCAAAGUGGUUUAACGAGAUUUGAAGUUAAACCUGUUGGGCAAUUUGAUGAUCAUGGAAGUGCAGUUUGGCGUGUUUGUUGGAAUAUUACAGGAACAAUUUUAGCAUCUUCUGGCGAUGACGGUUGUGUUCGAAUAUGGAAAAUGAAUUAUUUAAACUCAUUUAAAUGUGUUACUGUCUUACAAGGUGACAGAAUAAUUAAUCAGCAAGAAGCAAGUUCAUCAGAUGCCACUACUCCUACUGGUAUUCAAGCAGGACCAGCAUCUAUGACUGCUCGAUAUUAUAAACUUGGUACCAUUAAUAGUCCCAAUCAAGUUCCAUGGCAUUAAUGGUUUGAAUUUAUUAUGUCGUUUUUGUAUGUAUUCAAUUAGUUUUAUAAAUAAUAAUAAAUUUUCUUAUGUUGAUUUCAA
Molecule: messenger RNA, 1370 nt
Organism: Chrysoperla carnea
Lineage: Eukaryota; Metazoa; Arthropoda; Insecta; Neuroptera; Chrysopidae
Gene: Nup44A
Product: nucleoporin SEH1-A
Exons: 5
Coding region: 183-1289 (368 amino acids)
Biological process (GO): positive regulation of TORC1 signaling; cellular response to amino acid starvation
Cellular component (GO): nuclear pore outer ring; Seh1-associated complex
Molecular function (GO): protein binding; structural molecule activity
Source: RefSeq, a predicted model, not a curated record